Molecule: messenger RNA, 237 nt
Organism: Rotaria sp. Silwood2
Lineage: Eukaryota; Metazoa; Rotifera; Eurotatoria; Philodinida; Philodinidae
Source: the annotation of a GenBank genome assembly
AUGAUAUUGAUUAGUUUAAUAAAAUUGAAUAUAGUUCCAAUUGAUGUACCAACUCAACGUCUAAUGAUAACUCGUGCAUAUAGUGGUAUUCGAUUAAAAGAUAUAAUUCGUCAAAUUUAUAUAGAAUCUGGUGGUGAUAUUCGAGGUUUUUAUAAAGGUUAUUUAAUAACAUUGUCUAUAUCUCUUCCAUUUAAUUCAAUUGCUUGGACACUAUUGGAAAAUUCAAUCAAAUCUUGA